Molecule: messenger RNA, 4777 nt
Organism: Sorex araneus (European shrew)
Lineage: Eukaryota; Metazoa; Chordata; Mammalia; Eulipotyphla; Soricidae
Gene: WWTR1
Product: WW domain containing transcription regulator 1
Exons: 7
Coding region: 349-1554 (401 amino acids)
Biological process (GO): hippo signaling; positive regulation of transcription by RNA polymerase II
Cellular component (GO): cytoplasm; nucleus
Molecular function (GO): protein binding; transcription corepressor activity; transcription coactivator activity
Source: RefSeq, a predicted model, not a curated record
GGGCGGUCCUGCAUAAUUGGGCAUCUGGGCUGUCGGGCCCGCCCCGUCCCCGGGAGUGGGAGUUUGCUCCGACUUUGUUUAUGGGACAGUCCGGGAGCCGCGGCCGCCGCGCUCGUCGCCUGCGUCUCGUCUCGGCUCCCCGCGCGAGCGCCGGACGCGGGCCCGGGGGCAUGUGAGAGGCCGAGCCCCUCGGCUGCCAGGCACCCCUCGGCGUCGGGCGCGGUCCCCGGGCGCGGCCCCCCCAGCCCUGCCGGCCGCCAGCGGCCUCCGCGCGCCCCCUCAGCGCCCGCCCGACCCGACGGCCACUUCCCGCGGCGCCCAGACCCGGCCCCGCCGCGCGCCCAGAAGAUGAAUCCCGCCUCGGCCCCGCCGCCGCCGCCGCCGCCCGGGCAGCAAGUGAUCCACGUCACGCAGGACCUGGACACGGACCUGGAGGCGCUCUUCAACUCGGUCAUGAACCCCAAGCCCAGCUCGUGGCGGAAGAAGAUCCUGCCCGAGUCCUUCUUCAAGGAGCCCGACUCGGGCUCGCACUCGCGCCAGUCCAGCACCGACUCGUCGGGCGGCGGCCCGGGCCCGCGGCUGGCCGGCUCGGGCGCGCAGCACGUCCGCUCGCACUCGUCGCCCGCGUCCCUGCAGCUGGGCCCCGGAGCGGGCACGGCGGGCAGCCCCGCGCAGCAGCACGCGCACCUCCGCCAGCAGUCCUACGACGUGACGGAUGAGCUGCCGCUGCCCCCCGGCUGGGAGAUGACCUUCACGACCACCGGGCAGCGGUACUUCCUCAAUCACAUAGAAAAAAUCACCACCUGGCAAGACCCCAGGAAGGCGAUGAAUCAGCCCCUGAACCACAUGAGCCUGCACCCGGCCGCCGCGCCCGCCCCGGCAGCCCCGAGGCCCAUGGCUGUGUCGCAGCCCAACCUGGUGCUUGGCCACCAGCAGCAGCAGCAGAUGGCCGCCAGCUCCCUGGGCCCACAGAGCCACCCGGCGCAGAACCCGCCCGCCGGACUCCUGGCCCUGCCCAACGCGCUGACCACACAGCAGCAGCAGCAGCAGAAGCUGCGGCUCCAGCGGAUCCAGAUGGAGCGGGAGAGGAUCCGGAUGCGCCAGGAGGAGCUGCUGAGGCAGGAGGAGGCUCUCUGCAGGCAGCUGCCCAUGAAGCCUGAGAUGCUGGCCACGGUGCAGAACAUCGUCAGCCCUCCGGCCAUGACCCCCGACAUGAGAUCCAUCACCAACAAUAGCUCCGAUCCCUUCCUCAAUGGGGGGGCCUACCACUCGCGGGAGCAGAGCGCGGACAGUGGCCUGGGCCUGGGCUGCUACAGCGUGCCCGCCACCCCCGAGGACUUCCUCAGCAACGUGGACGAGAUGGACACAGGAGACAGCGCGGCCCCGACGGCCAUGAGCAUGAACCCGCAGCAGAACCGCUUCCCCGACUUCCUUGACUGUCUCCCGGGCACGAACGUGGACCUCGGCACCUUGGAAUCCGAAGACCUGAUCCCGCUCUUCAACGACGUCGAGUCGGCUCUGAACAAAAGCGAACCGUUUCUCACCUGGCUGUAAGCCGCGCCCUCACCCUGGGCCCCUGGGACACUCCUCGGAGCAGAGCUGAGGCUGCAGGUGACCCCCUCCCCGCCUCCCUGCCUCCUGCUCCGGCCUCUGCCCUGAUGGACACUCACUUCAGCGGGAGUGAACGGACCUGGCCUUCCCUCACGCUGCAGACCUGUGGGCCCGGGGCCGGGUGAGGCGGGGCUGGUCCAGCAAAGCCAGUUUAGCUCUCGCCGCCCCAGGGGUCAGCGUCCUGGGUCCUAGUGGAAUCUGUCUGCCAGUUGAUCAGAACCCACCCGAUUUCCCAAGGGGGCGUGUAUGUGUGUGUGUGGGGGGGGCGUGGGGGGAGGCUCAGUCCAGGGAAUGAACACGACCCCCGACCGACUGGUUAUCCGGAAGCUGUUCGUGCCAGUGUAGUACCAAACGCUUUGAAACAUAUUGAACUUGAGCUUCAAAAACAAAAAACAAAAAACACAAAAAAACCAAAAAACAAAGAACAAAACCUCUGUGCGGAUGGCACGACUCGGCUCUGGGGACGCCUGGCUGGCUUGCCAGGUCCUGGUGGUGACUGUUCUGUUCCUACCCAGCCACACGGCGUUCUGUCAAAAUCUUUAUUUUUGAACAUUUUUAUUGCAGAGUUUACUUCUCUCCUCCCCAGUAGGAGGGAAGCGGGGUCGUCUGGGCCCAUCACCCAAUGCCACAGAACUCCGGAAAGAGACCCAUUUGGGGACCCUCUCCGAGCCUCCCCCCCCUACCAAAUUCUUACAAAGGGCAAGUUGGAUCUCUAACGGACCACCUCUUAGGAUGGGAGAUUUCGGGCACCGUCAUUUUGCCGAGAACACCAGGGCUGCCGAGUUUGGGUUUUUUUUUCUUUGUUACCCACCUGGGGAAACUCUGGGUUUGUUUGUCUUGGGAAACGGUUCUGUGAGCAUGAGAGCAGCGGUUCCGUCUGCCGCCUGCAUUUCGCCUUUGCUUCUCGAAACCCUGGAACCGGGCUGGGUCUGCUUUCGAGAUUUCAAAUGCAGCGAAAAUCAUCUCCUCUAGGAGAGUGUGUGAAGGAUGGAGCUGAUCUCUGACUGGUGUGGAAACGCCCGCCGGGGCGUCUGACGUCAGCCAAACCCAUUCCUCCGUAUAUUCUGCUAACCCCCUUUGCUACCGUGGGUAUACAGAGGCAUGAACUAGUACUCAAUACCUCUUAUGUAACCAAAAAAAAAAAACAAAAAACAAAACCCAAAAAAAACACAUUAAAAAAAAAUUAACUUUGAAGGACUGAGAGGGAACACCCGUGGGGGUCCCCGGGCCUGCAGCCUGCCUGCAUUGCCGAUGACGUCCUGAGCGUUUCACGGUGGGAACUGACAUUAUUUAUGAUCUAUGAAUUUCCUAUCUCUUUGAAAUCGCACCCUUCAGGUCUCCGGGAGGAAACUCUCCAUUCCCUGGGCUCCGGCUUCCCGGGGUGGGGGUGGGGGGUCCGAGGGCAGGUCCCCACGCAGGGACAGGCGCGGGAUCCCCUGGCGGGUGGAAGAAGGCAAGUGUGGAGGGCCGAGGUGGAGGUGAGUGGGUCGGGUUCGAGGCCAGGAGGUUCUACUGGAGAAGGGGACGUGGGUGAGAGCCAGGAGCUGGGAGGGGGAGCCAGGCCCUGUCGGGAGGAAAAGCGCUUCAGUGCACUUUAUGGGGGAGGGGCGAGAGCAUCCGUCAGCUGGGGCCUCCCCCAACGCCCAGAGAUGCUCGUGGUGCCCUGGCUCCCUUCCCAGUGCUCCGGGAGAAGUGGACGGAUGUGUGUGUCUGUCACUACUACACUGAAGAGAGCACUCUUUCUUUUUCUCUUUGGUUAGUCGUCAUUGCAGAAAGCCGCAAAACUUUUUACAAAACAGAGAGCAAUCCAAAGAACCGAGGCGUUCUUUCUGGUUCCUUCUAAGGAAAGAAAAAAACAAACAAACAAAAAAAAAGGAAACACGAAACAACAGCAACUGAGACCUAACAACUGAGCAGUGUUACUGUAUUUUUAAAAAGAUAUUUUUAUAGAUGUGUUUUCAGGGUGUAUAAGAGAAACAGCUAUCCCCCUGUUUUUGUUUUUGUUUUUUUAAUAGUUAAAACCUGGACGAUUUGUAUUUUUGAUUUUUUUUUAUAAUUUCCUAGUAAGCUGUGGCAUUAGAAAAUACUAGAAAAAAAAUUUAGUGAAAUUAGUUGGCACAUUUAUUAAUGAAUAUAACAAAUAUUUUUUUUUUCAUGAUAAAAUGUGGACCCAGAGGAAGUGUUUACUAAUAGACAAAGCCAGAUAUAAAUUGUUUGUUUUCAGGGCCAUCAACAAUGGCCUUUGUGAACAAACACUAAAGUUAGAAAUUUCAAGUUUUAAAAAAAAAAACUUUUUAAAAGGUUUAUAAAAGGUUUAUCCUAAUAUCAGAAGUAUUAAACCCCUGCAGAAAUCUUAAUAAGGUGCUAUUUAUAUUAUAUUUCUUACUAUAGAGCAUCUUCCUGGAGAGUUCGUCUAUUUAGUUUGAAAUCAGUCAAUUCCACUAUUUUAUCCCUUCUUUUUAUCUUAUUUAAGAUGCCUAUGAAAAAUUAAAAUAAUUCUAGAUCUGGAGAGACGGUAGUUUGGGGACGGCUCCUGCCCUGCCCUGACAUCACCCCUGGUCCUCCAGCCCCGCCAGGAGUGAGCCCUGAGCAUUGCUGGGGGUAGGCCCUAAACUAUAAAUUAAUGAAUAAUAAUUUCAGAGACUUGUCUUUCAAGGUCCCCCCCCCCCCCCCCCCCGCCCUGCCCCUGAUAAAGUACUUUUUCUCGAAUACAUUGCCAAGUACCUAUUCGCAGCCUGCACAAGCGAAGCCCUGGUUAGCGGCUCACUGUAGUACUUAGGGUGUGAGGUGGUCGUGUGGCGGAUGGCACAGGACAGAGCGUCGCCCGCGCGGAGUAGGGAGCGCUCCGCGGAGGCAGCGAGCUGGCGCGUGUGUUCGCUCUGAGGGAGUUGCCCCGGAAGCGGAGGCUGUUCCGAGGGAAGGGGAAGGGGAGCCGGGGGAGCGGGAGUGGACGGAGGCCGUUUCCCUAACACACUGCUGCAGCUAACCCGAGCAGAUGUCCCUCUCCAUGUCACCUGACACACGCGUGUGCGUGCGUGUGUGCGCGUGUGGGUGUGGGCAUUUGGAGAGGGGACGUCCCGUCGGUCCCACCCGACCUCUGCCCUGCAUUUGGGGCUGGUUUUGACUCCGCUGUCUCUGUAAGAGAAAUAAACGCAAUUGGAUCCCC